This is a messenger RNA of Saccharomyces kudriavzevii IFO 1802, 1554 nucleotides long. It is a transcript of the gene ARO9, whose product is annotated as aromatic-amino-acid:2-oxoglutarate transaminase. The coding region runs from base 1 to 1554 and encodes 517 amino acids. Gene Ontology annotation, biological process: aromatic amino acid catabolic process; L-tyrosine biosynthetic process. Gene Ontology annotation, molecular function: aromatic-amino-acid:2-oxoglutarate transaminase activity; L-2-aminoadipate:2-oxoglutarate transaminase activity; pyridoxal phosphate binding. The transcript has a single exon. NCBI's taxonomy places the organism in Eukaryota, Fungi, Ascomycota, Saccharomycetes, Saccharomycetales, Saccharomycetaceae. The record is from RefSeq and is a predicted model, not a curated record.
AUGACUGCUGGCUCCAUUGCACCUCUUGAUUACGCUUCCUUGAAGAAGAAGUUCCAACCAUUUCUUUCCAGACGUGUGGAAAAUAGGUUCCUGAAGAGCUUUUGGGACGCUUCCGACAUCUCCAAUGACGUCAUUGAGCUGGCGGGCGGUAUGCCCAAUGAGAAGUUCUUUCCGGUCGAAUCCAUUGACUUGAGAAUAUCGAAGAUUCCUUUCAACGACAAUCCAAAAUGGCACGAUUCGUUCACCACGGCUCAUUUGGAUUUGGAUUCUCCCAGCGAGCUUCCCAUGUCCCGUUCUUUCCAGUAUGCGGAAAGUAAGGGCACGCCCCCCCUUUUGCGUUUCGUUAAGGAUAUGGUCUCAAGGAUAAACCGGCCUGUCUUUUCCGAUGAGAUGCAGUCCAAUUGGGAUGUCAUCCUUUCUGGCGGGUCCAACGACUCCAUGUUCAAGGUCUUCGAGACCAUCUGCGACGAAUCCACCACCGUCCUAAUCGAGGAGUUCACUUUCACCCCGGCAAUGUCUAACGUGGAGGCUACGGGAGCAAAAGUCGUCCCGAUCAAGAUAAACUUGACCCUCGAUAGAGAUUCUCAAGGCAUUGACGUUGACCAUCUGACGCAGCUACUCGAUAAUUGGUCUACUGGCCCUUACAAGCACUUGGCCAAACCGAGGGUUCUUUACACCAUCGCCACGGGCCAGAACCCCACGGGGAUGUCUGUUCCCCAGUGGAAAAGAGAAAAGAUUUACCGGUUGGCCCAGAAACACGAUUUCCUCAUUGUGGAAGAUGAUCCCUAUGGCUACUUGUACUUCCCGCCUUUCAAUUCGGAGGAUCCAUCGGAAAAUCCCUACCAGUCCAGCAACCUGACCACUGAACGGUAUUUGAAUGAUUACUUGAUGAAAUCGUUUCUCACUUUGGAUACCGACGCUCGUGUCAUCCGAUUAGAAACGUUUUCCAAGAUUUUUGCUCCCGGCUUGAGAUUAGCCUUUAUUGUCGCGAACAAAUUCUUUCUGGAGAGAAUCUUGGAUCUGGCAGAUAUCACUACCAGGGCCCCUAGUGGUGCCUCCCAGGCAAUUGUUUAUUCCACCAUAAAGGCAAUGGCCGAAUCCAGCACGCGCUCCUCCCUUUCAUUCAAAGAGGCCAUGUUUGAAAGUUGGAUGCAAUGGAUCAUGCAGGUUGCUUCUAAAUAUAACCACAGAAAAAAUCUCACUUUGAAAGCCUUAUACGAUACGGAGUCCUAUCAAGCCAAUCAAUUCACCGUCAUGGAGCCCUCCGCUGGUAUGUUCAUCAUCAUCAAGAUCAACUGGGGCAACUUGGACAAACCUGAUGACUUACCUCAACAAAUGGAUAUAUUAGACAAGUUCUUGGUGAAAAACGGUGUCAAACUUGUUCUUGGCUAUAAGAUGGCCGUUUGCCAAAACUACUCAAGGCAAAGUUCGGAUUUUUUAAGACUCACUAUUGCUUAUGCAAAAGAUGAUGAUGAAUUGGUUGAAGCUUCCAAAAGAAUCGGGAACGGUAUAAAAGAAUUUUUCGAAAAUUACCAGAAAAAAGGUGAAAAAUAA